GAGUUCCAGUGAUAAAAAAUUACUAUCAUUAAACUAUCACUUUACAUUUCAAUGUUUCACUUUAAUAUUCAUGUACAGUUAUUAUGAUUUAUAACAAUGUGGUAUAUUUAUGAUGAAUUAUUAUUUGUGUAUACAGAGUCUUUUCACUUGAGAGGUUACAGUGUGCUGCUGGCAGCUCCUCCCAUGCAGCUAUAAGAGCCCAGCUGACCAGGUAGUCUGCGUCCAUCCUUAAAAUAGGCCACUGCAGACUCACUCAUGAAAAGUCGUUCAGCUUUAUUAAAAACGUCUUUUUUUCACAAGUAGUUAUAUGCAGUCUUUGUGCCAUACUGAGAUGUAGGGUUAGCCCCUGAGUUGGUUUUCUGUCUGAUCUAAAAGAGGAUUUAGAGCCACACCGGGACUUGUAACUUUUAAUGAUGACUUACGCCAUGCUGCGGCCUGUGGCGACACACUUGAUCUAUUCAGACUUCACUGUCACGUCCGAGGAUGACGAAAACCGCAGCGAAAGCGACGGCAGCUCGGAGCAAAGUUACUGUGGCUCCAGCGAAAAACGAAGAAGGAUUUCUCGCAAACUGGUAGGAGACUCCGCGGUGGUCGUGAAACAGAGGAGUGCAGCUAACGCCAGGGAGAGAGGCAGGACCCAGAGUGUCAACACGGCGUUCACAGCUCUCAGGACUCUCAUACCCACCGAGCCGGUGGACAGAAAGCUCUCCAAAAUUGAAACUCUUCGACUGGCAUCCAGCUACAUUUCCCACCUGGCCAAUGUGCUUCUUCUCGGGGACGGCGGCGGUGAUGGACAGCCCUGCCUAGGCCCGGUUCAUGCGCAAGGAGAGAGCGGGGCGCAGCAGCCGCGGACCAUCUGCACCUUCUGUUUGAGCAACCAGAGAAAAGGGAUAAAGGAUGGCAAAGACUGUCUUAAAAUGCGAGGGCUGGGCCCUCUACGAAUGAGACGCUGAUUGAAGUCCAGUGAGUGAUCAGCAACCUGAAAUCCUCAAAGACUUUCUCAGGGAAGAGUCAAAGCUGGUGUUACAUAGCACACACACACACAUACACAUGCUGGAUCAAAUGAUGAAUCAGAAGAUGGAACCAAAGAAGAGACUAUUUAUACUUGACUGAGAAAUGUAAGCAUAAGCCUUUCAAAGAUGCAGUGCAUUUUUUGAAACUUAUGAGUUUUUGGUCCCUUUUCCCCCCAAAAGUUUUAAAUAAAAUAUAUUUUAUCAAAAAAAAAGCAACUUUUUUUAAUCUGAUUCCUUAUUUUGAUCACAGUGUCUUAUGACAACAAUAAACACACAAAAGCUGUCAAACAAGAUGAAUAUUAGUCCUGUCAAACUA
This is a messenger RNA of Micropterus salmoides (largemouth bass), 1329 nucleotides long. It is a transcript of the gene tcf15, whose product is annotated as transcription factor 15. Lineage: Eukaryota; Metazoa; Chordata; Actinopteri; Centrarchiformes; Centrarchidae. Bases 411 to 953 code for a protein of 180 amino acids. Gene Ontology annotation, molecular function: protein dimerization activity; RNA polymerase II transcription regulatory region sequence-specific DNA binding; DNA-binding transcription factor activity, RNA polymerase II-specific. Gene Ontology annotation, biological process: developmental process; regulation of transcription by RNA polymerase II. The transcript has 2 exons. The record is from RefSeq and is a predicted model, not a curated record.